GGCAGUGGCUCGCACAUCCAUCUCCACGCCUCCUCCUUUCCCCUUUCACACCUCCCCUCAUCUCUCCCUCGUCAACACAGCCGCGACUCCGUUCUCCCUUCCUCUUCACCAUGGAAAACCACCUCCCAGGCGUCGCCAGCAGGAGAGGAGCCGGCUCCGCUCUCCUACGCACCCACACAAACAUCGUCGCCUUGGGUGAGGAGUUCGUGGGAGGAGAAGCCGAGAAGGUCGGGGAGUGGGAGGAGGAGGAGGAGUUAGUUCAGCAGAUCAGCAGCGGCAGUGCCGGGAGAGGAAGGGCCAUGGCGGCGGCGGCUUUCGGACUACGCGUUGAGCGGUAUCUCUCCGUGCCGCCGGGACGGCAAGCCCAUGGAGAAGCGCGGUCACCCCGGUACAUGGCCGUCUUCCAUCUCCAUCUGCUGCUCCCCACUCCUGCCGUCCCAUGGCCUGCGUCGCCGCUUCUUGGUUGUUCCCACCUGCUGAUACUACUCGGAUCCCUUGGCUAUUCAGUUCCUGUCUCCACAUCUUUGCAAAGUUUCCUGAAUGGACUCAAGAGUUAUGACUGUUGAGUUAGUAUGUCUGUUGUGCCACCGAAGUUGUUUAUACUGAUAGGUAAUAGCAAUAAAAUAGUUCAUUUGAAUGAUUUGUUUGCAGCAGGCAUCUUUCCAUCAAGAGAUCCGUGAAUAAAAGCGGCCUUUCUGGGAUUGUCAAGGCGGUGUUCAAACCUGGUGGUAAAGACCUACAAAAAGUUUGAGGUGGAAAUUUACGUCCUUGCCAAGGAUGAAGGUGGUCGCCACACUGCCUUCUUCUCAAAUUACAACCCAUAGUUCUACUUCAGGACAGCUGACAUAUGUGGGAAAAUUGAGUUUCCUCCGGACGUGAAGAUUGUUAUGCCUGGUGACAACGUAACUUCAAUCUUUGAGUUGAUGUUGCAUGUUCCACUAGAACCAGGGCUAAGAUUUGUGCUGAGGGAAGGAGGGAGGACCGUCGGCUCCGGAGUCAUUGCCGAAGUCAUGAGCUAAUAACAAAUGUUCCAGACCUUUCUCUUUUUACUUCUCAGUUAAUUCUAUGAUUUUUUUUCUAAGGAUUACAAUGCUGCAAAUCAAAUGUCCACCGUAGGAAAAACAAAUUAAGGUUCUAAAUCCUACAAUUUUUUAAAAUAAAAUUUCUACGAAUCAAAGGAGCCGGUAGAGUAGAAGCAUGCAACACACUAGCUACUUUUGCGUUUGAAGUAUGAGUACGGACAGAAGCAUCCCUCCGACUUAUUAGUGCAUCUCCAACGCCUUGCCGUAAAACGUCCAGGCCGACUUGUUCGGACGCACUUUGCCAUCCAAUGCGGACCAUAUUUCGUCCGUUUUCCCACAAACUGGAAGCAAACCUGGGAGACUGUGUGGGAGUCUAGAUCCCAUUGAAUCAAUAUUUAAGUAGCAAUACUAUGGGAUCUUGGAGACCUCAGAUGUAGGUGAGGAUGAGGUGCCAGAUAUGAAAUUAUGAAGGAUGAGACAUGUCUGAUGAAGAAGGCUUGGCUAGGAAUAUGCCUGGGUUUUUGUCAAAUGCAAGCCGCACUUCAUAUUUUUUUCAAAUGGAUUUUCUUACCAAAUAAUUGUCUCUUACGUGGAUAUACUUUGUGUUAAACCCAAGAAAUAAAAGGAUGAUAAGAGGUACAGGCAGGGGUGCCCAUUUGAAUCUCAAGCAUGCAGAGAAAGCAGGGGUACUUGUUCAAAAGAUUCCAACUAUGAUUGACAACUUGAUAGACAAGACAUUUGCCUGGGAGGAUGAAAGCAAUACACCAUUUCUUUAUGACGUGGUUCACAUGGUUGCCAUUUUGGAAGAGCAAAAACUCAGGAGAGUACAGAAAGAGGAAGAUAAGCGACAAUACCGGAUAUAAAUUCCACAUCCUCUGCACUACACUCACAACAGAAGUCAUCAGUCUUGUUCACUGACUCUUAACAGAGGACCAGAAGAACCUGUACAAUCUAUUGCGUAAAGAGAAUGAGAUGAUAUUUGGGUCCAAGUCUGUUCCGAGGAAGAUAAGCAGUUUUAACAGGAGAACGAGGCUGGUUUCAUGACUCCGAUGCCCACACCCGAGCUUUUGACUCCACGCUCGUACUCUGGACGGUACAACAAUUACUUCAAGGAGAACCGGCGGAUGACGGUGGCACCACUCAACUUCUCGGUGGCUUCCAAGGAUGACAUGUUAUCCUUUGCCUCCAUGAGCGGCUCGGAGCCUGAUUCUCCAUUGGUUUUGCACUGAGCAUAAGACAGCGAUGGGGUGGCGGGCCGCACCUGUGCCCAUGUUGUCACUGACAAUCCACUUGGUCGUCGCCGACUAGGGUUGCCGUGCGGGAACUACGUGUUGACCACGGCGUGCCCGUAUGAUGCUCUACUUUUGAAACCUGCCAUCAGUUCCUUUUGAUUUACUAUUGUCUUUUGUUAUCACUGAUCUUAGUGUCCAUACUGUCACUGUUAGUAUCUAUGUUGUCACUCAUUAUACUGCUCCUGUUUAUACUGCUCCAGUCAGCAACUUGCACCUGUGACUAUUUUCAUAUUACUAUCUUGUUGCUCUCAUGCAAAUACGAUAUGCAACACUAACAAAGCUUGUAUCCAGAAGACUAACCCAAAGAAUAAAAAAGACAGUGGAAGGGGCGCAUCCCACCUGGUACCGCCCCAACUUCCUCUCGGGCGGUGCACCAAGGGUGCACCUCAAUGGUGGUGGAGCUCCCGGUGAUUCAAUGGAUGACUAUGGACGCAUGGCCGAGUCCACCACCAUUGAGUGUAUGUACAAGUUCUGCAGGGCAGUGGUGGCAAUGUUUGGACCUCAAUACUUGCGAUCACCCAAUGCCGGUGAUUCAAUGGAUGACUAUGGACGCAUGGCCGAGUCCACCACCAUUGAGUGUAUGUACAAGUUCUGCAGGGCAGUGGUGGCAAUGUUUGGACCUCAAUACUUGCGAUCACCCAAUGCUGAAGACACUGCUCGGAUCCUAGCACAGAAUGCAGCAAGAGGAUUUCCUGGUAUGCUUGGAAGCAUCGACUGCAUGCAUUGGAAAUGUAAAAACUGUCAAUUUGCUUGGCAGGGGAUGUACAAAGGCGCCAAAGGCGGUUGUAGUGUCGUACUUGAGGCAGUGGCCACACACGACCUCUGGAUUUGGCACUCCUUUGGUAUGCCAGGAACUCACAAUGAUAUCAACGUACUGCAGUGCUUCCCUGUCUUUGCCAAGCUUGUUGAAGGUCAUGCUCCUCCUGUGAACUUCGAGGUCAAUGGGCGCCACUACAACAAGGGAUACUACCUGGCAGAUGGCAUCUAUCCGAGAUGGUCCACGGUGAAGACAAUCUCAAACACUGUGCCAGGAGGCAAGAACUCCUACUUUGCCAAGUGUCAGGAGGCUUGCAGGAAGGAUAUCGAGCAGGCAUUUGGUGUGCUUCAAUCUCGAUUUGUUGUUGUCCGGUACCCCGCUCAGACCUGGUUGAAAGAUCAAAUGUGGGAGGUCAUGACUUGCUGUGUCAUCUUGCACAACAUGAUCAUUGAGAGCGAGCAGAAAGAGUCAGUGUUUGACACUGAGCCAUAUUACAGGCAGGGUCCUCUUGCCCAAGUUGAUCACCAGCUACCGGCAACCUGGACUGUCUUCCUCAAUAUGUGUCAGAAGAUCCAAGACCCACAGGUGUAUCAACAACUGCAGCAAGAUGUGGUGGAGCACCUAUGGAAGCUCAAGGGCAACGCCUAGCUCAACGUGUGAUGAAAUAUGAGUUUUUAUUAUUUGUUGAACUAUUUAAUUUAUAUUGAUUUUCUGUGAUGAACUAUGUGAUUAAAAAUAGCUUAUGUUGAAUUUGUGCCAAGUA
Messenger RNA from Triticum aestivum (bread wheat), 3834 nucleotides. RefSeq lists its product as uncharacterized. The transcript has 10 exons. Lineage: Eukaryota; Viridiplantae; Streptophyta; Magnoliopsida; Poales; Poaceae. The coding region runs from base 2565 to 3719 and encodes 384 amino acids. The record is from RefSeq and is a predicted model, not a curated record.